AUGUCUGCACCUUCCUCCCUUGCUGCGCCGCCCGUCGAGACCCUUGCUGAGUCUUCCCCCGCUCCUGCUGCUGAGGCCGCCCCUGCUGCGACCAAGCCUGCCUCCAAGGCCAAGAAGGCCACCACUGCGAAGAAGCCCGCCUCGAAGAGGGCCGCCGCUGCCAAGGAGAAGGCACCCAAGGAGAAAGCCACCACCUCCAAGGCCGCGAAGGCCACCACGAAGAAGGCGGUUGCUGCUAAGCCUGCCGCGAGCGGCCGUCCCUCGUGGAAGGAUAUCAUCAAGGAGUGCAUUGUCGCGAACAAGGAGGACGCGCGUGUUGGUGUUUCGAGGAACACUAUCAAGAAGUACGCUGAGGAGACCUAUAAGCUCGACGUCACGGGCACCAACCUGUUCCAGCUGAACCGCGCCAUCGCCACCGGUGCCGAGAGUGGCCUGUUCUCGCUCCCCAAGGGCCCAUCGGGCAAAGUCAAGCUCGCACCUAAGCAGCCCAAGGCAUCUGCUUCCAAGGAGAACUCUAAGCCACCCUCGAAGGCUGCCUCUAAGCCUGCUGCCACCACCAAGAAGCCCGCCGCUGCCGCGAAGCCCAAGGCUGCUGCAGCCACCAAGAAGACCACCGCUGCUCCUAAGAAAGUGCUCAAGGCCAAGGCUGCUACCACCACGACGAAGAAAACCACGACUGCCUCGAAGAGGGGUGCCGCUAAGAAGGCGGUGACGGGCACCACGCCUGCUGCCAAGGCAAAGGCCGCUGCUACGAAGAAAGCCCCCGCAAAGAAGGCCACUACAGCUACGAAGAGCUCCAACACUGUCAAGAAGCCUGCUGUGGGCGCGAAGCCACGCUCGAAGACAACAGCGAAGCCGGCGUCAAAGCCAGCAUCGAAAGCCAAGAAGGUGGCUGCAUGA
Cyclocybe aegerita is the source of this 900-nucleotide messenger RNA. The record is from the annotation of a GenBank genome assembly. Lineage: Eukaryota; Fungi; Basidiomycota; Agaricomycetes; Agaricales; Hemipholiotaceae.